This is a messenger RNA of Clupea harengus (Atlantic herring), 1020 nucleotides long. RefSeq names its product protein kinase (cAMP-dependent, catalytic) inhibitor beta (gene pkib). The record is from RefSeq and is a predicted model, not a curated record. Gene Ontology annotation, biological process: negative regulation of protein kinase activity. Gene Ontology annotation, molecular function: cAMP-dependent protein kinase inhibitor activity. NCBI's taxonomy places the organism in Eukaryota, Metazoa, Chordata, Actinopteri, Clupeiformes, Clupeidae.
GUCAGUACUGCAAGUCAAAUGGACACUCAUUUUUUUUUUCAUCAGGGGAAUGGAAUGUCUCAGCUUCAAAACUUUUAGGUCAAAACACUCUUGAUAAAAACAUAGGGCAUCCUCUUCUGAUAAUAUAGUAACCUAACCUGAUGUAGAAACCAGAGUGAAAUGUUAUCGGGGAAAGGUAAGAAACACAUCACGAGUGAGACCGUUUAUUAACCUGACGGCCCGUCCUCUCGAAGCAGAAGGGUGAAAUGUUUUGCUCCAAAAAAAUCUUGAGGCUGGGUCGCGAAAGUCAAUGACAUGGGGUAACCAGUGAGCUCGUCUUAUUCUUAUCCGUACCCGACAGUUUGCGCUCUCUGCGCGUCCACGUUAGAAUGUGCCUGUGAUGUCACUGGCGCGGGGGUAGCUGUGCUCGUACUAAUCUCAGUCUCUGCCAGAGUGAGAGACAUUCACGAGGAGAAUGGACGGAGCACAGAGUGCCCUAAUGGAUAGUCGGUGUGUUUUCUGAAUCGGAGUGUGAAAUCUCAUCUCCGUUGUCACUUGCUGUUCUGCGUAUACUGGACUAUGCUAUGAGGACAGGACACAGCGAUGACUGAUGUGGAACCCGUUGUCACAGACUUUGCCUCGACAGGACGGACAGGCCGACGAAAUGCCAUGCCCGACAUUCUAGGGGCCAACGCCGGGCCCGAAGGCUCGGAACUUCAGGAGAAACUAGCCGAGUUGUCUGUUUCCGAUGACGGAAAUGAAGGAGGCGAGGGCUCAUCCUCCUGCAAUGCCACCAAGAGUCCUGAGGCGGAGGAGAAGAAGGAGGGCUCCUAACCAGCCUCCCCCCCUCUGCCUCCACCUCCUCCUCCUCCUCCAUGGCUGGGAGACGAGGUUGGAUGAUGUCCCCAGGAUCUCACACUUGACUCGGCCCCGGCCUGCCCCCUCCGUCCCAUCCCCAACCACGUAGACCAGACAACUGUUGCCAUCGGAAACGGGCUAUGCAACAUCAGGACACCUCCGAUGGACUCCGCCACAGCUGGA